Pezoporus occidentalis (night parrot) is the source of this 6776-nucleotide messenger RNA. It is a transcript of the gene ADAM22, whose product is annotated as ADAM metallopeptidase domain 22. Bases 422 to 3370 code for a protein of 982 amino acids. The transcript is spliced from 33 exons. Gene Ontology annotation, molecular function: metalloendopeptidase activity. Lineage: Eukaryota; Metazoa; Chordata; Aves; Psittaciformes; Psittacidae. Gene Ontology annotation, cellular component: postsynaptic density membrane. The record is from RefSeq and is a predicted model, not a curated record. Gene Ontology annotation, biological process: proteolysis.
AGAGAGCCCCCGCCUACCGCAGCAGGACGGGCUGGCCGCGGAUGCACGCUGUGCCGCGGGGGCUCCCUUCACCCCGGGGCAGGGCGGUUACCAGAGCAGGCGGUACCGGGGCUGCCCCACGGGGCGGCGGCGGCCGCUCUGAGGCGCUCCCCUGGAUGUGGGGCUUCCUCUCCUCUCCUCUCCUCUCUCGCACCGGUCCUUCUCUGCCUGCUAAGCGACUACAUUUCCCAGCACUUCCCUCUUCCGAGGGGAGCCUCGCUGGCUCUCGUCAUCUCUCUCCCUCGCAGGGGGCUCGGCGCGGUGGGGCGGAGCUCGGCAGCCCCGAACCCACGGCCCCGCAGCCCCCCCGCUCCCCGCCACACUCCCCGUGCAGGCGCGGAGCUCGGCGGCGGCGUUGUCGAGCGGGGCGGCGGGCAGCGCCAUGCAGGCGGCCGCCUGCCUCUUUUCUUUGGUGCUCUGCGCCCUGCCCGCUGCUCCAGGAGGAGCUGGGCGGCGGGGUGAGAGCCGCUUCGCGGAGCGGGAGAGCAUCAGGCCCCUGCGGCUGGUCGGAGAGGGCGGCGGCGGGGGGCGGCGGCCGGCACUGAGUACGCGAGUGCGGAGCGGCGCGGCGCGGACGCAGUCUACCCACAUUGCUCGAGCCAGCUUCCAAGUUGAUGCUUUUGGAUCAUCUUUCAUCCUAGAUGUGACGCUAAACCAUGACCUAUUGUCUUCUGAAUAUCUUGAGAGGCAUAUCGAGCAAGGUGGGAAGACAGUGGAAGUGAAAGGAGGAGAACAUUGCUAUUAUCAGGGAGAAAUUCGAGGAAAUCCUGUAUCAUUUGUUGCCUUGUCAACAUGCCAUGGAUUACAUGGGAUGUUCUAUGAUGGAAAUCAUACUUACCUUAUUGAGCCAGAUGAAAACUACACUUCAGAUGAUGACUUCCAUUUCCAUUCUGUUUACAAAUCCAAGUUGUUUGAAUUUCCUUCAGAUGACCUGCCAUCUGAGUUCUGGCAGAUGAAUGCAACAUCACAGAAAUUUGUUUUAAAGCCAAGAUACAAAAGAAGUAAAAGGCAGGUUCGUCGGAUUCCACGUAAAGUUGAAGAGGAAACAAAAUACAUUGAGUUGAUGAUUGUAAAUGAUCAUCUAAUGUGUAAAAAGCACCGCUUAUCAGUUGGCCAUACAAACAGCUAUGCUAAAUCGGUUGUGAACAUGGCAGAUUUAAUAUAUAAGGAACAACUUAACACCAGGAUAGUAUUGGUUGCCAUGGAAACCUGGGCUACUGAUAACAAGUUCACCAUAUCUGAAAACCCCUUGGUGACCCUACGUGAAUUUAUGAAAUAUAGGAGGGAUUUUAUCAGAGAGAAAAGUGACGCAGUUCACCUUUUUUCGGGGAGUCGAUUUCAGAGCAGUCGAAGUGGUGUAGCCCAUACUGGUGGGAUCUGCUCCUUACUUAAAGGUGGAGGUGUGAAUGAGUUUGGAAAGCCAGACUUAAUGGCAGUUACCCUGGCUCAGACCUUGGCCCAAAACAUUGGCAUUUUCUCAGACAGAAGAAAAACUAUAAGUGGUGAGUGUAAGUGUGAGGACACAUGGUCUGGAUGCAUAAUGGGAGACAUGGGGUAUUAUCUUCCAAGCAAGUUCUCCAAGUGCGAUAUUGAAGAGUAUCAUGAAUUUUUAAACAAUGGAGGUGGAGCCUGCCUUUUCAAUAAACCAACCAAACUUCUGGAUCCUCCAGAAUGUGGCAAUGGCUUUGUGGAAGAUGGAGAAGAGUGUGACUGUGGGACAAUCGCGGAGUGUGCCAGCGAAGGAGGAGAGUGCUGCAAUACUUGCACCCUAACGGCAGGCUCCCAGUGCAGCAACGGGCUUUGCUGUCGGAAGUGCCGGUUUGAACCUAAAGGAGUUUUGUGCCGAGAAGCAGUGAAUGACUGUGAUAUUGCAGAGAACUGCACAGGAAAUUCCAGUCAGUGUUCUCCCAAUAUUCAUAAAAUGGAUGGCUAUUCAUGUGAUAACCAGCAGGGUAUUUGUUUUGGAGGAAGAUGUAAAACCAGGGACCGGCAGUGUAAAUAUAUCUGGGGUGAAAAAGUGACAGCUGCUGACAAGUACUGCUAUGAGAAGCUGAAUAUUGAAGGGACUGAGAAAGGAAACUGUGGAAGAGACAAAGACUCUUGGAUACAGUGCAACAAACAGGAUGUGCUUUGUGGAUACCUUCUGUGCUCCAAUAUAUCCAGUGUGCCCAGACUUGGAGAACUUGAUGGUGAAAUCACAUCGUCAAUCCUGCAGUUUGGAAAAGUCUACAAUUGCAGUGGUGGCCAUGUGAAGCUUGAUGAGGAGACGGACCUGGGCUAUGUGGAGAAUGGGACGCCUUGUGGGCCAAACAUGGUUUGCCUUGAGCAUCGCUGCCUCCCCAUCAAGGCCUUCAACUUCAGUACCUGUCCAGGCACCACAGACAGCCAAAUUUGUUCAGGACACGGCGUUUGUAGCAAUGAAAUAAAGUGUGUCUGUGACCGAUUCUGGGGAGGAGAAGAUUGCAGUUCUCGCAUCAAAGAUGAUCUAUAUUUUGAUAAAGAUGCUAUCAAUAAAGGUGUUGUUAGCACAAAUAUAAUAAUAGGGGCUAUUGCUGGCACCAUUUUAGUGUUGGCUCUCGUUUUAGGAAUAACUGGUUGGGGUUACAAAAACUACAGAAGGCAGAGACAAAUACCCCAGGGAGAUUAUGUAAAAAAGCCUGGAGAGGCCGACUCUUUUUAUAGCGACAUGCCUCCUGGAGUCAGCACAAACUCUGCAUCUAGUUCUAAGAAGAGGUCUGCUUUUCUGUCGCAUUUUCAGAUUUCUACCUGUUCCAUCACCCAUUAUUCCAUUAGUCAGAACAUUUCAUUGUUUUGCAGCAGGUCAAAUGGAUUAUCUCAUUCCUGGAGUGAAAGGAUCCCAGACACAAAACAUAUUUCAGACAUUUGUGAAAAUGGGAGGCCUAGGAGUAAUUCUUGGCAAGGUAAUAUAGGAGGAAACAGAAAGAAAGUCAGAGGCAAAAGAUUUAGGCCACGGUCUAAUUCAACUGACAGGGUAACCCAUGCAUCUGAGCCUGGGCUUUCUCUCGCCCACCAAACCCCGGCCCAAGGCAUAAGCCCAGGGGGUUCUGAUCACCCCCAAACAGGGAGUCGGGAUCACAGGUAUUUAAACCCAUGGUUCAAAAGAGAAUAUAAUGUAGCUAAGUGGGUAGAAGAUGUGAAUAAAAACACAGAAGGACCAUACUUUAGGACACUGUCUCCUGCAAAGUCUCCAUCUUCGUCCACUGGAUCUAUUGCUUCCAGCAGAAAAUACCCUUACCCAAUGCCACCUCUUCCUGACGAGGAGAAAAAAGCCAACAGGCAAAGUGCCAGGCUAUGGGAGACGUCCAUUUAGCUGCACCGUACUCCUGGGGUGACAUCAGAACUGUUUACUUGGAAUUUUAUAGAAACUCAGCAUCACUGAGUAAUUGCACAUUCAUCUGCUCUUCAGUCAAUUCGAAAGCUCAACAGAGAUGCCCGUGAUCACAGUGAGAACCUCCUCUCAUCUGGAAGGGAAAAAAGCCGCUUUUUAUUUUUUAUUUCUUUCUUUUUUGUUGACUGCUAUUUUAUGGAUUUGAUGAACAACCAAAAUCAGAACAAUUAACACGGGAUAAUAGCCCGGAUGUGACAAGGCUAUUCCGCAGGAUGACAGAUCCACUUACCUAGAAUGCCAACUGCAGUCUGUGUGCCAGCCCCGCCUAAUCUCUGGUUUAUUGCAGUCCUGAGUCAGACCACAGUGGAGCCAGGAACGCACCCCCUGGAGGGCCCAGCUGAUGUAACUUAUACGCCAUAUGCAUGAACCUUGUGUUCUUUACUUUCCACAUGUAAGGGAUAAACAACAUACUGUUGUAGAAAUUAGCAUGCAGGAAUAAGAAAUAUAGGAUUUUUUUUUUUUUUUGUGACAGGAUUUCAAGCUUUGAAGGGCAACUAUUUGAUGCAAAUGUCAAACAAACAAGGAUUAUAUCUGGGUUUUUUACUUUACAUGUUUAUAAUCUCCGUAUACAGAUUGUAUAUAUGUAAACAUUUGAUAAUGUCAAAAAUAGCUGUUAUAUACGUAAGUGUAUUUUGCCAAAUGCCUAAAGAAACAGUCAUGACUAACAUCAUCACACUUCAGAUUUUCUAGUAUUACAAGCAGACAUCUUUGGAAAUACAGAAAGUACAGAAAUGUAAACCUGUGUCUCUCAGAAACUGGUGUUUGACCAAAACCUUUUCAGUAUCUUAUACUGUCUUGACAAUCUCAAUUGUAUGGCAGACUGCAGAAACCAGUACAGCAGCACUUUGUUUUAAACCAUCAUAAGAGGACCCACCCAAAAUCCGUGUUUCACUGAGAUGACCAGGGUAUGUCUCACAGGUGUAAUCAAGGCUGAUUCAGCAGACAGCAGAGACAGAAUCUUUAAGUAAUGUGUAGUCCAAACUUACUGGACUUUUGGGAAUACUUCUAAGUAGUCAAUUCAGGAUGUGGUGAUGUGAAGUCCUUCUGGUGAGAGUCACUGUGUAUUUUUGAUAGAGCAUUUCAGACACUGUUUUAGAUGGUGAAGGGUAGCUUAUGAGAAGCAAAGUAUUUCACUGCACUAGAUAAUAACAGUGCUGGGCAAGUAGCCAGUUUCAUUGCUGUCUUUUAACUUUUAUUUGUUACUGGAAUCGCCUUUACCAUGUGCUUGAAUGCUAUGCUUGGUGCCCCUGAACCCCCUUGACAAAUUUGGGGGCAUUAAACUGAGUGCAAGUGAGUUUAGCCUGAAAAAAUGGGGUGAGGGGAAAAAAUCCUUUACCAUGGAGAUGUUAAUCUUGUGUGUAAGUGGAUGGUUAGAUUUCUAACACCCUAAAGAGACUUCUCUAAAGGUUGUUGUAAAACAAAUGUCCUUUGAUGGGGAAUUUUCGGUCAGUAAGAAACUGGACCGUAUUAAAUCUGUUUAUAAUUCUCCAGCUUUCCAAAAUUGACUAAUUCUUUGCUUCAGGUAGUACCACUGCAGAACAAAACACCCAAUUCUGUGUGGUGCCAUUACAUACGUUGCCCAACAGCUGUAUGAUCAAUUAGAUGUUACUGUAACGGGAACAUCGAGGGUGUUUCUGAAUCUUCUACCUCUUUCAUGUGUUUCCUUUAAUGAGUGAACCCAACACUUGCAGCCUUUUAAUAUAUUUUUUUAACUUUUAAGUCUCUCAAUAAAGUCAUAUAUAUGUAAGAUUAAAUUAAGAAAUGUUUAAAGAUGUCAGCAACUGUAAAGUAUGUAAGAUUUUUAGAAGCACUAUAUUUUAUGAUUAGGCUGUACGUUGGACUACGACAAAAUAUUUGCCUUAGUGUUCAAAUGAUUUUCCUUCACGGUUGACAGGUUCUGGUAAGUAUUUUGGGGAAAGACAAGUAUGAGUGAGCGCAGGUGGAUGCAGACAGACCAUCUGGAAGGAGCCAGUCACUCGUAAUUGCUUUAGGAAAGGAUUCUGCACUGUUGUGAAGAGUAAAUAUCCAUCAGCACUGAAGAAUAUUUUUUGCAAAGAUUUACUUUGAGCAUAGGUAACUGGGUUAAAGAUAUUUGGUAGCAUGAAGCUCAUGAAAUUAGGGUCUGAGCCACAAUCGCUUGAAAUCAGUAUGUCUUUUACUGAUUCCACUGGACUUUUUGAGCAGGACCUUCAAAGAGUUCACCCACAGUAGGACAUUAUGCUAAGCCAACAGCUGUUGUAUUAUUCUGUCGCCUGGAAGCAAUUUUCUCUCCUAUGUUAGUAUCCCAUCUUUAGUAACUGGUCUCUUCAUCAUGUGCCUUUUACGGUACUUUGUUUGGAUACAAACUGGCAUGUAAUUUUGAAUAAUCCUGUUAGAUUUCUGUACAUACUUUAUGUUUACCACUGUUUACUCUUCCCUUUCCAUUUUGCCUUAUCCAGAAGCAGCAAGAUUUGGCAGACAGAACUGGAUAUAACAUACUGGCUUUUUGUGUAAUGUUCAUAGCCUCCCGGUUUGCAAACAAGUGGCUCUCCUGACUGUAUUUGCAAUGUAGUAUGUACUUUAGCUUCUCUCUUGUUUUGGUAUAAUUCCUUUGUAGCAUAUGAUUAUCCAGCUGUGUUAUGUAACUCUAACAGCCAGUUUAACACUUGUAGAUAUGUAGUGACUGGAAGUCUAGGUAUGAGCACUGAGUUUGAGUUAAAUACUGACUUUCACUUUGAUGGUCUAGAGUGCAAACAUCACAGGACUUGGGUGCUUGCAGAAUUCUUCUGCAGGGAAUUUUGCAUCAGGUUGGUAACCUGGAGACCUUGUCGUUGCACAAAACCUGAACUGGCAGGGCUGUGUGGGACUCCAAAGCCCACAAAGUGGAGGUUGAAGAGAGAAGUCUUUGGCUUACAUUCUAUGGUUUUCUACUUCUAAAACUUAGUGUGUUGGAAAGCUGCCAGAUUAAUAAGCUUGAAGUUUGCAAGUAUUUUUAUCCACUGUAGUUAGUUACACUGGCAAUAGCAAUAGAAAUUGUCGCGUAAUACCUCAUCCAGUCUAAAAUAUCAGAGUACUUGUAUUGUCAAUAAGAUAGCUCAGUCACUUUGACUCACUGAGACUCAUGGUUUUACUUUGUUUUCAUUUUGAUUUUAAUAAAUGAACUAGUUAUUGCUAGCUAUGCUGUAGAUGCCUGUUGAACUGGAAACAUUACCAGAUCUUCUCAAAUGGAAAUAAUUGCCCAUAUGAGCAUAGGACCUGCAGGACGAGCUGUACUUACGUUAGUGUUAUGUAUUUCAAUGUGGGAGAAGAAUCUUGUAUAAUUUAAAAUAAAAUUAAUAUGCCUAACUGA